Molecule: messenger RNA, 1563 nt
Organism: Moneuplotes crassus
Lineage: Eukaryota; Ciliophora; Spirotrichea; Euplotida; Euplotidae
Source: the annotation of a GenBank genome assembly
UAAGAAUUUUAGAAGACAAUGAGUGAGAAAGAGGUACUGAUCGAGAUGGAAGAGAAGAGUAGGGAUGGAAGAGAUGGGAAGAGGACCAGUGGGGUUAGGAAUGUGUCAAAGAGUUUGGAAGGUGGGGAACCUAUUGGGUAUUCAGAAGCGUUUUAUGAUAUUGUGAAGGCAUCUAUUCCAAGUAUUCUUACAUGUAUGGUGUACAGGACAGUCUCUGUUUUGAACUUUAUAGUCAUUGGAAGACUUGGAGAUCCAGCUUAUGUUUCAGGAGCAGGUUUAGGGAUUAUUACUUACACAAUUGCCUGUACUGCUAUUUCUAGAGGUCUUGGAGGAGGAAUAGAUACCUUAUGCUCCCAAGCGUUUGGGAACAAGAACCCAUACCUAGCAGGGUGAUAUUACCACAGAGCUGUUAUAAUCACUUCAUUACUGAUGAUUCCGCAAGGUAUUGUAUUGUGGAACUGAGAAGCAAUUCUUGUUUAUUUUGGACUUCCAGAAUUAUCCGCUAAAUAUGCAGCAAUUUACAUCAGAAUUCUGUUGCCGAGCUUGUGGUGUGAAUGCCAGAGAGAUUUGCUUAGAAAAUUUCUAUCUUGCCAGAAAGAGUUUAAGCUUAUCCUUUAUAGUCAGAUUAUCUCAUCAGUAUUACAUCCUUUGUGGCUCUUUUUGACAAUCUAUGUUUGAGGUCUCAGAUUUGAAGGAGUGGCUAUAGCUAACUCAUUGGUGGUUUUCUCCAAUUUCUUCAUCCCAUUUAUGAUUAUAUACUUUGAUCGGUCAUGGGUACAGGAAGAAUCUUGGCAUUGGUUCUCGAAGGACUCGUUCAAUGGGCUCUGGCAGUAUCUUCAUUAUGGAUUCCCUUCAUUGUUAGUCGUUUCAUUCGAGCUUUGGGGAUUUGAAGGUAUAAAUAUAAUGGCAGGAUAUCUUGGAGUUAAUGAAAUGGGAGCAUGCUCAAUCGUAUUUGAAAUUAUUAUUCUAUUCUUUAUGUUAGCUCUCGGAAUGUCAUUUCCAAGCUCAAGUCUUGUAGGGAAUAGUCUUGGUGCUGGAAAGCCUAAGAAUGCACUUAUUUAUGCUAUGGUUGCUGUAGGAGUUUCUUUAGCUUUAGGUGCUUUGACUUUUUUGGUUAUUUUUAUUUUUCCUGAGCAACUUGCUUGGAUGUUUACUAAUAAUGAGGUAAUUUCUAGAUUAGUCAUAAUAUCUGUUCCCUUGAUGGCUUUAUGCUGUUUGGGAGAUUUUGCUCAAUGCAUUUCUGCAGCAAUCAUCAGAGCAAUGGGAAAACAGAAAUAUCUGUCAAUAUCAGUGAUCAUCAGUUAUUGGCUAAUUGUUCUCCCAUUAACUUACUAUUGUGCUUUUACUCUUGGUUGGGGGAUCACAGGAAUCAUGUGUGGACUUCCUAUCGGCUUAACAGUCCUUUGCUUAUUCUCAAUGUACAUAAUCUUCUCUGAAGAUUUCUCACAAUUAUCACAAGAAAUCAUAGAUAGAAUUCAAAAAGACAAAUCCAAAAUCAAACAAACUCCAAAUUCAUCCAAUUAAACCAUCCACAAAGAUUCAUCUAUAAUAUUCUCAACUUCU